GCAAUUCCCAACAGCAACAGCAACAGCAAUCAGAUCCCUUCUCUUCCGACUUUGGAAGUACGUCAUCAUCAUCCACUGCUUCGGCAUCAGCAUCCUCAUCCAUCUGCUCUCCUCAUCCUCGAUAUACGUCCCUCGACGGCCUUUGCGAGCAGUCGCAUCGCAGGUAGCGUCAACGUCUGUGCCCCUUCGACACUGCUGAGGCGCCCAGGCGUGACCGUCGACCGAAUCGAGAGCGAGAUGCUGCAAAGCGAUGCAGAUCGGGCAAAGUUCACGCGGUGGAGGAAAGGUCCGAUGAAAGGGGGCAACGAUGGUGGGAGAGAUCAGCGUACUUCAUCCUCGGGCGCAUCCGAUGGCAUCAAGCGCAUCGUUGUGCUCGACUCUGAUACUAGCACCAUUGACGCUCUGGGUCGACCCUCGGUCGGCGGUGGAGGUCCCUGCCUGCUAGGCAUGCUAAAGAAAUUCGACGCUGCUGGGUUUGCUGGGGAGCUCUUUUGGCUUAUUGGAGGAUAUGCUGAGUUCUCGUCAUUCGCGGGCCAGCAUGAUCCGGACAACAAGAAGAAGUUGCUCGACGAAGAUCGGACCACUACAUCGGGCGCUCCCAGCAGACGUCGUCACCAGUCGAUGCUCCUGUCCGCUAGCGACUCCAACUUGUUCAAUCUGAACGGCAAGUCUGCUGCGGGGGCCAGAUCCUCUGCCGCAUGCAAUCCCUUCUUUGACAACAUCCGACAGAACCGCGAGCUGCAGCAUGGUAUCACUGAGAAGAUCCCACUUGAUCUGCAAUUCCUCACCGAGUCGCAGAAGCAGAACAGCUUGCCGCCAUUCUUGCAAGAAAUUGCGUUCAAGGAUGAAAAGACGGUGGCUGAUCAGCUCGCUCACGACUUCUUCGACAUUGAAAAGGCUGAGCAGACGAGGUUGAUGGCAACUAUGCGGCAGCACGCUGCCGAGAGCAGCAUGGAUCCACGUCAGAAUGAAAGACCUGGCACUGCCGGUGGCGAGAUCUCAACGACGGAGGAAACUUCCACUUCGGCAGCAGAUGGGACGUCAGCUACUCAGCUGUCGUCUGCUUACUCCAGAGUGGAAGGUGUCGACUCGACUAGCUCGCCCUCAGCGUCAUCCUUCCCCUUCUCCAUUGCAGCAGCGAUCGAGCGAGGAAGCGAGAACAGGUACAAUAACAUUUGGACAUACGAGCACUCCCGUGUGCCGGUAUCGGCCCAAGGUGCCUGUGGCGAGGACAAGUCUGGGUGUUCGGUGUCGUCCUAUCUCAAUGGUUCAUAUGUUCAGCCAUUGAGGGAGUUCGGAGCUCACAGGAGCUACAUCGCCACCCAGGCGCCACUGCCAACGACGUUCGAGACGUUCUGGAAUGCAGUAUGGCAGCAAAACUCUCGCACGAUUGCUAUGCUCACUCGGGAGUAUGAGAGUGGACGAGUGCAGAGUCACAACUACUGGAGCGAAGAAUCGUAUGGUACGACGGUGAAGCUGAAGACGAUUGAGGAGGUGGAGCUGAACAGCAAGGGCGAGACCGCCGAGGAGAAGGAUCCCAACGAACCUGUCAUGGUGCGACGAAAGCUGCUCCUCUCCAUUGUUGACUCAGACGAAGCACCCAAGGAGGUAACGCACUUGCAGUACAUUGGCUGGCCAGACUAUUCGAUCCCAGAGGAUCCAGAAGCCGUCUUGGUCUUCAUGGACCUGGGCAAGCACAGAGACAACAAGACCAGCGCCACCGGCCCGUUGGUCCUGCACUGCUCUGCAGGCGUGGGCCGAACAGGUACCUACGUCGUCAUCGACUCCGUCCUGGACGUAUUGCGAAAAGAGAGGAGAAAGUCUAUGGCCUCAGAGACGCCUUCGGCUUCGGCUACUGCUUCAGCUUCAAUGGCCUCCAUAGGCGAAAAGGACCUCAUCCGACAUGCGACGCACGUGGCGCGCGAGCAGCGUAUGAGCUCUGUACAGACGCAGAGACAGUACGUCUUUUGCUACCUCGCCGUCGUCAAAGGUGUACUGAGGGAGGUACAGCGCGAGCGCUACCGCUACCGCUACCGUGACGGGGAGGGUGAAAAGGAGGAAGAGGGAGAAGGAGGGAGAGGAGAGGAAGGUCAGAGAGGACGACAGGCUAUUGCGGGAGGCGGAGGUGGAGCGGGGCCAGGGGGCGCUUCGCCUUUCUUCUCGUGA
Microstroma glucosiphilum is the source of this 2166-nucleotide messenger RNA. Its product is annotated as phosphatases II. The record is from RefSeq and is a predicted model, not a curated record. Gene Ontology annotation, biological process: protein dephosphorylation. The transcript is spliced from 6 exons. NCBI's taxonomy places the organism in Eukaryota, Fungi, Basidiomycota, Exobasidiomycetes, Microstromatales, Microstromataceae. Gene Ontology annotation, molecular function: protein tyrosine phosphatase activity. The annotation marks the transcript as partial.